This is a messenger RNA of Ilyonectria robusta, 420 nucleotides long. Its product is annotated as Mss4-like protein. Gene Ontology annotation, molecular function: peptide-methionine (R)-S-oxide reductase activity. The transcript is spliced from 2 exons. Bases 1 to 420 code for a protein of 139 amino acids. Lineage: Eukaryota; Fungi; Ascomycota; Sordariomycetes; Hypocreales; Nectriaceae. The record is from RefSeq and is a predicted model, not a curated record. Gene Ontology annotation, biological process: response to oxidative stress; protein repair.
AUGUCGUAUCCCGAUCAGCGCACCAACGAUGAGUGGCAGGCAAUCCUAAACAAGGAGCAGUUCCGCGUCCUGCGAGAGAAGGGUACCGAAGCCCCGGGUACCGGGAAAUAUAACAAGCACGCCCCGGAGACCGGCGUCUACACCUGCGCCGGCUGCGAGGCGCCGCUGUACAAGGCCACUCACAAGUUCAGCUCUGGUUGCGGUUGGCCGGCCUAUUUCGAUAGCAUUCCUGGCGCUGUUGUCCGCCACGAGGAUAAAACCCUUGGCAUGUCCCGCACCGAGAUUGUCUGCGCCAACUGCGGUGGCCACCUCGGCCACGUCUUCAAGGGCGAGGGCUACGCCACGCCUACAGACGAGCGCCAUUGUGUCAACAGCAUCAGCUUGAAUUUCUCCCCUGAGGAUAAGCCGGUAGCGAAGUAG